AUGACGCUAAACGCCCUGUCAGGUGAUGAAAGCACAGCUUCAGCCUUGGCUGGCUGGUAUCUCAGGCACUUCAAGCUUGAUUACGUGACUACCAUCAGUAAAAGAGAAUACUGCAAACCACUGAAGCUCAACCUGAUCUCAAGCUUUGAACUUCAGUCAGCCCACGGAGCAGACACGUACAAGAGCAAUCUCAUCAAAGCGAUCCAGAUUUUGAAGGAUAAUUUGCCACGGACCAUCGUAUCAAUAACCGGAAUGAUGGACAUCGAAAUCCUUCGACCUGUCGAUAAGCGCAAGUUGUUCUGCGUUGGAUUGCACUAG
Molecule: messenger RNA, 318 nt
Organism: Cooperia oncophora
Lineage: Eukaryota; Metazoa; Nematoda; Chromadorea; Rhabditida; Trichostrongylidae
Source: the annotation of a GenBank genome assembly